AUGGCGUACUCAAAUUGUGAAAACAGCGAGCAGAAUUUCUCAGAGGCAUUAGAGGAAGAAACUGUGGUUCUCACAUUGGUUCCAGUUAAUGUGGAACCUAAUGGAGAAGAGCAAAUGGAACCAAGCGUUUCUUCAACUUCAGAAGUGGGCCUGGAGAAGCCUGGGACAAACGAUAAAGUUUGUCAUUCUCAAAUGAGUGAACAAUUCAAGUCUUGUCCAAAACAUAGUUGUUGCACUACAACAAGCCUUCCUUUGCCAACCAGUUUGCCUCCAGUUAAUAAAGUACGUUGGGAUACUUUGCGGAACUGGUGCCAACAAUUUAAUUUGAGUACCGAUGGCCGGAAAAUAGAUGUUUAUCUGAGGCUCCAGAAACAUGCUUACUCUGAAAUAAACGAGAAUAUUCCUAAAAUAUCACCAGAGGCCAAAUUGCAGCCAUGUUCGACAACAUGCAAGAUGGCAGCAAAGACAGCAAGGAUUCGGAAAAGUUGUAAGAAGGCUAAGAGAGAGGAAGGGAUUAAUAUAGUGGAGGUGAUAACUUCAGCACAAGAAGGCAUGUUGGCAGCGUGGUCAAGAAUUGCUGUAAGAGCCAGUCAAUCCAAAUCUGUGAAUUCACGUCCCAUUCCUGCUUCUGUUGAGACCUUUCUGCUGCAAGCCCCUGGCAUCAGGUGGUGUGUGGUCCAUGGCAGACCUCUGUUGGCAGACACAAAAGGUUGGGUUCGCCUGCAGUUUCAUGCAGGUCAGGCCUGGGUACCUGACACCCCCAAGAGGAUGAUCUCUCUCUUCCUGUUACCCGCCUGCACUUUCCCGUCCCCUGGCCUAGAAGAUAAUAUGUUAUGCCCUGAAUGUGCUAAGAGGAAUAAGAAGAUAAUGAAAAGAUUAAUUGCUAUGGGGAAGGAGAGGCGACGUGGCUUGAAAACAUCAACAUCUUUGCCUUUGAGUGGGCCAUAUCUUAAUAACGAAUAA
Molecule: messenger RNA, 963 nt
Organism: Hyaena hyaena (striped hyena)
Lineage: Eukaryota; Metazoa; Chordata; Mammalia; Carnivora; Hyaenidae
Product: developmental pluripotency-associated protein 2-like
Exons: 1
Coding region: 1-963 (320 amino acids)
Biological process (GO): system development
Cellular component (GO): nucleus
Molecular function (GO): chromatin binding
Source: RefSeq, a predicted model, not a curated record